GGCGCUGCGCCUCCGCCUGACUCACUGGAACGGGAGGAAGUUACAAGUAUCGGAGUUUGAGGAGAAGAAAGUUUUAGCAGACUGGUACAAAGGCUCAGAGGGGGGCGGGCACGGAGGGGUUAAAGGCAGCGACACAGACUGACAGCUGCGACUUCCUCCUCAGACAAAAACAGGAAGAUGCGACUGUGCGACCGGCCCCGGGGCCCUCAGCUCGACCGCACCCAGGGGCCUGUGGGUUUCUUCUCUCAGACAUGGGGUAAGUGCCCCGGGCAGGGGGGGCAAUGAGCCGACUCUUCCUGCUCUGUAUCGCCCUGUGUCCGGACCUGCUGGGGGACAUCCCAGAUUACUAUGAAGUGAUUGGGGCGGAGAGAAUCAGCAAUGGAAGUUGCCCCGGGCAGGACCCAGUCAGGAGCUACAACCCUGCGCCAAAGAGGAAAUGUAACCUCCUGAACCUGGACCUAAUGCCCAACGCCUUCGACGAUGAGUACGAGGGCUGCGCUGAGGAGCUGGAGAGGGACUCCAUGCCCAAGGUCCUCAAGAUGGAAACGUAUCAGAACCCCGUUUUUGGGUUGGCUUGGAAACGGGCGGAAAAAGACUGGAACAAAGUGAAAUCUACUUUGCGCCUUCCCCUGGGAUUUACCGACGCUUUUGGGACCGCCAUUCGGGUUUAUACAACGGACUGGCCGGAAGGGAACCCCCUGUACAAAGCCUUUAAUGGCAACGUGAGCUCGGCCGGCAGGUCCAGGGAGCACUACAUGGAGCACUUCCACUUCAAAGCUCUCCACUUCUACCUGACCAGAGCCAUGCAGGUUCUCCGGCGCAACUCAAGGAGGCGCUACCGCACCUACAGGGGGACCGACGGCUCCUACGAGGUCUCUGAGGAGCUUCUGCGCUUCGGCAGGUUCACAUCCUCGUCUCUGAACGUGGAGGUGGCCAAAGGGUACAACGCGGGGCUAUUGUUUGAGAUAACAACCUGCUUUGGGGUGGACAUCCACAGGGUUUCCUUCUUCCCCAAAGAGAGGGAAGUUCUGAUCCCGGUGGCGGAGAAGUUCCAUUACGUGGGGAAGAGGGACAAUAUCUACGUCAUGAACAGUACCUGCCAGCUCUGCACCUACUUCAACUGCGCCUACCUGGGAGAGGAGAAGCGAGAAGUUCCUGUGUGCAGCUCUGGUCUCCAAUAAGAAUCUGGUCUCCAGUCUCUGCUCUCCUGCAUGACCCAGAUUAUUCCAUUCCCUCCUAUAGAUCGGAGCGGAGUGAGGAGUCUGCGGAUGUUGAGCUCAGAGACGAAGAUGUUGGGGCAAGAUGAUGGUCAGACUUACUGUAUUGUGUCAAAAAAGAUCCCGGUCAAGUAGAAUGUUCUACAAUACAUUAUAGGCAGAAGUGUCUUGUCAAUAAAAUCUAUUUUUCCUCAUUUUAUGAUUAAA
Xenopus tropicalis (tropical clawed frog) is the source of this 1424-nucleotide messenger RNA. Its product is annotated as provisional ortholog of ADP-ribosyltransferase 5. NCBI's taxonomy places the organism in Eukaryota, Metazoa, Chordata, Amphibia, Anura, Pipidae. The record is from RefSeq and is a predicted model, not a curated record. The coding region runs from base 282 to 1181 and encodes 299 amino acids. The transcript has 6 exons. Gene Ontology annotation, molecular function: NAD+-protein-arginine ADP-ribosyltransferase activity.